Messenger RNA from Cooperia oncophora, 612 nucleotides. The record is from the annotation of a GenBank genome assembly. NCBI's taxonomy places the organism in Eukaryota, Metazoa, Nematoda, Chromadorea, Rhabditida, Trichostrongylidae.
GUCUAUCAGAAGCGUCGUGUGGUCAAGUACACAUGCUGUCCUGAGCCCUAUCCAGAUAUCACGUUUUUCAUCUAUAUUCGCCGGAAAACGCUCUAUUACCUCUAUAAUAUUGUGUUCCCGUGUCUCAUGAUGUCAGUAUUGACUCUACUCGUUUUCAUACUUCCUCCUGACUCCGGAGAGAAGAUCGCGCUCGGCAUCACCGUAUUGCUCGCGUUUUCCGUAUUCGUGCUAGCAAUCGCCGAGAAAAUGCCAGAAACAUCGGAUUCGAUGCCACUUAUCGGCAUCUACCUCACAGUCGUGAUGGGCAUGACGUCCGUUUCUGUCGUCAUGACCGUUCUGGUGCUGAACUGCCACCAUCGUGGCCCAUUCAACGAACCAGUACCGAACUGGGCUCGAGUAUUGGUGCUGGAUCGACUACGACGAUUUCUUCGCAUGAAACUCUCCAACAGAGGCGAAAGCAGGACGAAGAUGUCAAUGAGCUCGAGCAGUAUGAUGAGACGGACGUCAGUGCGAGUCGCGAUGGACGACAUGAGAAAUGAUAUCAUCAACGAAAUGGGUCCGGACUUGCUCAAUGGUAACGGUGGUACUGAAGCGGCUGAUGUGACGGUGUGA